UAAUCAGAACUAGCAUUGGUUUUGAACAAAAUGUCAAUGUCAAGCCAAACAGAGUUUUAACUCAUUAAAUAAAAGCUUGCAAUAAUGUUAUAAUUUUAAUAAUGACUUGAAACUUAAAAUUGAAAUAAAAAAUCUGGAAAAAUGUAUAAUAAUGUAUAAUAAAUAAAAAAAAUGUAUAGUAAUCAGUAAGCAAAACAUAAAACAAAAUUAAUUAUUUAUUCCUGAACGUGUUUAACAUUUAUGUUAAAAUAUAAAAGCCUGAAAUUGCAAAAAAGAAAGAAAAAAAGGAAAAACCAAAACAAAACAAACCAAAAACACUUUACCUCUGUCGCUUGACUACUCCUGAACAGAUGGGGGCAGUCUUGCUCCGAAAAGUUCUUCGCCAAGCCAGAACAGGAAAAAGCAGAAGAAGAAGACAUUCCUUUGAAUGAUACCGGGAUCGCUAUCAGCUAACAGCUAGCUACGCGAUGUGCGCCGGAUGCGCAUUAGCGCCUGGACUUUAGCAGAUGAAAUCCCGCGUGUCACCCCUGCCCCAGACAGAGAUCCUUGUGUACUGGGUGCUGUCUUUUGGCUCCCAUCUAUAUUCUUUCUUCCAGCUGCACAAGUUCUCUAAAGAGCAUGAAGCCGGAUUAUCUAGAGAAUUCCAGUUGGAAAAGGGUCUUCUUCAGGGUUUUAAAAGGGACUCAUCAGACUUUGAGUGGAGUUUCUGGAGUGAUUGGGGCAGAAAGUCUUUGCUGUUGACGCUUAUUGGUCACUGUGUAGUAUCCAGAUUGUCUGGCUACUUUUACCCAAAGUUUAAGGUGCUUGCUAUCACACUAUACGGCCUCCUAGCAGCCGUCAGUGUGCUGGGUGUUAAAGGUGUGAGUGUCCUGUUGGUGCAUCUGAGUGUGACCUUUUUGGUGGCCCAGCUGCAAAAACCCGCUAUGUCGUGGAUGUGUAACUUGCUGCUGAUUGCUACGCUUUAUAUUCAGCCAAUUCAAGAAAUCCAGAAAAGCUGGUACAUGACCGAGGAGGAGUACUAUCUGCUGCUCUUUAGCGUUGCUGUGUGCAGCCUGCGUUUCAUCAGUUUCAGCCUGGAGCAGUGCUGGAGCUCAUGCAAUGCACUUGUGCAGCUCUUCUGGUUGCUCGCAUACACCUUCUAUCAUCCCUUUUUCUACAACGGACCUAUCAUGACUUACAAAGCCUUCACAGAGCAGAUGCAGAGAUCUACUGAGGAGAACAACAGGACAACCUUUGCUUUCAGUCACCUGCUGCUCAGAUCAGGAAGAAUCCUUCUGUGGUGGUGUCUGGCAGAAUGCCUGAUUCACUUCAUGUACAUGCACUCCAUCCAGUCUAAUGAAACCUAUAUAGAAAUACUUCCACCCUGGGCGUUGGGUGGUCUGGCCCUGGCCCUCGUCCAGUUUUUCUAUGUAAAGUACCUGGUGCUGUUUGGACUUCCUUGCAUGCUUGCUUCCUUGGAUCAGCUGGUUCCUCCACAGCUUCCUCGUUGUGUCAGCCUCAUGUAUAGCUUCACAGGGAUGUGGAGGCACUUUGAUGAGGGGUUGUAUCGAUGGCUCAUCAGGUACAUCUACGUGCCUUUGGGUGGUUCACGGCGCGGCCCUCUUCACAAACUGCUCUCCACUGGCCUCACAUUUGCAUUCAUUUGCUUCUGGCAUGGCGGUCAUGACUACUUAAAGUACUGGGCCUUGAUGAAUUGGGCCGGAGUAGUGGCGGAAAACGGACUGGCGUCUCUUUUCUCCUUACCCCGCGUUCGCAUCAUGAUGGAGCAGAAAUUCUCUAUGGCGAUACAAAGACGCUGCACUGCUCUUCUGUCUGCCUUCUCAACUGCUCUGCUCAUCCUGUCUAAUCUAGUCUUCCUCGGGGGUACACAUGUUGGCAGAAUCUUCUGGAAACGUGUAUUUGUUCAAGGUUGGUUAACCAUUGCCCCACCAAUGCUGGCGUUCCUCUACUGCUUUGCUCAGGUUGGACUUGAGCAGGAUCGCCUUGGGUCACCUUGACUUAUAAAGCAGAAAAACCUGCCAGCUUCAGCAGCCUGUCCUCACCAGCCAGAGCCCACAGAGCUGAACCUGUUUCAGAUGGACAGAAGGCAUCUGAGCCUGUGUAAACUAGUCCUAAAGAGUACUGUAAUUUUCUUUAGAAUCUCACUUCUUGAACUUUAAUUAAAGUGUAAGGUUAUGUUGAAGGCAAGCUGCUGGAGCAGCCUUGACACCUAGAGUUUUUUUCUCUAAGCUGCAGCAAAUCAUAGUUUUUUUUAAUAAACUGGAGGAAAAUGUGA
Messenger RNA from Oryzias latipes (Japanese medaka), 2275 nucleotides. It is a transcript of the gene hhat, whose product is annotated as hedgehog acyltransferase. The record is from RefSeq and is a predicted model, not a curated record. Gene Ontology annotation, cellular component: endoplasmic reticulum. Gene Ontology annotation, molecular function: palmitoyltransferase activity. Gene Ontology annotation, biological process: protein palmitoylation. Lineage: Eukaryota; Metazoa; Chordata; Actinopteri; Beloniformes; Adrianichthyidae.